AUGCCGAAAUACACGGAGGAAGAUCUGGGCAGAGCGAAGAAGCUCGUCGCGGUUGGAUUCACCGUCUACAAGGCAGCCAAGGACACCGGCGUGCCGUACGAGACGCUCCGCCGUCACAUCUUCGGCAUCAACGUCACCGGCUCCACUGGCUCUGGGCGACCGACGGUGCUGACGAGGACCGAAGAGGACAAGCUGGUGGAAAUCCUCGCUUACCUCGCCCGCCAAGCAUUUCCACUGGACACCAGUGACAUCUGCGAUCUGGUCCAGCAGUUCCUGAACAACCUCGGCAGAGAGACGCAGUGGAAGGACAACAGGCCCACCCGCUUCUGGCUGUCACGUUUCAAGGCUCGUCACGCCGGUGUCCUCGCGUCGCGCAAACCGGAGAUCCUCACCAUCACUCGUGCCAAGUCUCUGACAGAGGAAGUGGUUGGCGCCUUCUUCUCCAUGUACAACGGGGUGCUCGUCGACCUGGGACUCGAGGACAAGCCGGACAACAUCUACAACCUCGAUGAGACGGGACUCUCGACCGAUCCGCGCUCGACAAGGGUCAUCGUCCCCAGCAAGUCCCGUGACGCCUACCUGAAGACGGCCAGCUGUGGUAAGGCGACAUACAGCGUCCUCUUCUGCGUGAACGCCACUGGAAACUACUUCCCACCCUUCGUCGUCUACAAGGCCAAACGUGAGCCCUUUGACUCGUGGAUGCGUGGCGGACCGCCAGGAACGGCCUAUGGGACGACACCGUCAGGCUGGAUGGAGGGCAACAUAUUCGAGAGCUGGUUCCAGACCAUCUUCGUCCCAGAGAUCACCAAGAAGCAUGAUGGUCAGCCCACAGUGCUCGUCUAUGACGGUCACGGAUCCCACAUGACGUAUCGGACAGCAGCGCUUGCGAAGGACAACAACAUCACGGUGGUAUGUCUUCCGCCACACACCAGUCACGCCAUCCAGCCUCUCGACGUCGCCGUGUUCAAGCCGGUCAAGGUCGCCUGGGCGCAAAUCCUGAAGCGGUGGCAGCGUGAGUCACGACUCGUCGCUGUCGACAAGUCGGUGUUCCCGACUCUCAUCUCCCAGCUGUGGAAGGAACUGGAUCCGGUCCACGCCGUGGCCGGAUUCCGCGGCUCGGGUCUGUUCCCAGUCGACGCUGAGAAGGUUCGCAGCCGGAUGGUGGGACCCGGGAGCACGUCACGUGAUGACAUCCCGUCACCUGAUGAGGCGCUCCAGGAUGCUGUGCUCAGUGUUCUCAGUCCGGAACAGUCAAGUGAGACGAAGGCGGCCCUGGCCAACAAGACGAAACGCCGCAGCCGAGUUCAAAACAAGAGCGGCGAGGUCUUGACGUCAGAGUCUUCUCUGCAGAGGCUCGAGCUGGAGGCGGCGAAGCGCGCAGAGAAAGGGAAGAAGUCUCCGUCGUCACAGCAGGACAGGAAACUCUCCAAGAAACGCGAAGAGAAGGGAAAGAAGCGGUCUUCGUCGCACAAGAUCGAGAAGCCAUCCGCGAAGCGAAAAGUGACCAAACUGACGACUCGAUCGAAGUAG
Messenger RNA from Amphibalanus amphitrite, 1530 nucleotides. RefSeq names its product MFS-type transporter clz9-like. The record is from RefSeq and is a predicted model, not a curated record. Gene Ontology annotation, cellular component: nucleus. Lineage: Eukaryota; Metazoa; Arthropoda; Thecostraca; Balanomorpha; Balanidae. Bases 1 to 1530 code for a protein of 509 amino acids. The transcript has a single exon. Gene Ontology annotation, molecular function: DNA binding.